CUCCAGUCAAAGUUGACAUUUUAGAAAAACGAAUCGAUGAACAAAAGAAUGUCGAACAAAUCUUGAAAUAAACCAUCAGUUACCCGUCUUCAUAUCAGAAUUCCCUUACAGUCGGCUAAAUUUUAUGGCAACCAGGAUAAAAUAGAAAAGUUAUAUAUUGGAAUAUUAGAAGUAGAACUAACAAUAAAGUUACAAAUAAUCAAUACGUAGAGAGUUCCAAGAUGAGCCACUACAGUAUUAUGAACAUUUUUCUGAUGGUCUUUGUUGGAUGUUUUACAAUGGGGGAAGCAAGACCUCCAUGCCCAUGUUCAGACCCUAAGUUCUGCCAACCAAUAAACAACUUGGGAUCUCCUUCCGAUGUGCCAAGACGAGAAGUAUUUAUCUUCUCACUUUCCAAAACAAAUUGGAAGCUCUAUGACUGGGAUAAAGUCACCACAGUAGUUAUGGUAGGGUAUUACAACCCAGAGCUGUUAUGUUACGCUCACUCUAAAGGUGCUAGGGCCGUUGCGAUCGCAAAUAUUCCCAAAUCAAAUUUAACAUCACCUGUACUAAGAGAGGCCUGGAUACAGAAAGAAAUCAAGUAUAUCCAAGAUAAUUACUUAGAUGGAGUGAAUGUGGACUUUGAGGAUGCGAUUGAAAAGGAUGAUGAUAAGACUAGAGACGGUCUCACUGCACUAAUGAAGGGUUUAUAUAAUGGACUGAAACACCUAAAUCAAAACUACCAGGUGACUUUUGAUGUUCCUUGGGCUCCUUACUGUAUCGAUGGCAGGUGCUUUGAUAUUAAUGGUCUUGCAACUUAUACAGACUUUCUGUUUGUGAUGUCAUAUGAUGAGCGCAGUCAAAUCCCGUAUGAGUGCAUAGCAUGGGCUAAUUCUGCUAUCAAUACAACCAAAUUUGGUCUUAUGCAAUAUAUCCAGAAAUACUCGCUCGAACCAAGUCGACUGGUAUUAGGCGUACCCUGGUACGGAUACCAUUACCCAUGUGAAAAAUUGGUAGGCAAUAAAUGCUAUAUUAAGAAAGUACCUUUCCGUGAUGUAAACUGCAGUGAUGCUGCAGGUCGAGAGAUCAAUCAAGAUACCAUUCGCGACUUCUUGUUGUAUAACACUACAACGAAGACACCUUUAUGGGAUGACAUCGCUAAAUCACCAUAUUUCACCUACCACGCGACUGAUGGCAGCCCAUACCAAAUAUGGUAUGAUAAUCCCAGAAGUCUAACAUUGAAGUAUGAUUUUGUUGAUCAGCUGGGUUUGCAUGGAGUUGGGAUGUGGAAUGCUGAUGCUUUGGAUUACUCCCUUACUCCCGUAGGAGAAAAACAGAGAAAGGAAAUGUGGGGAGCAUUGCCAAAUUACUCCCCCAGAAAACAAGAAAACGAUUCAAAUGACAUUCCAGAUAUCUGAUGCCACAAUUGAGAAAACUUAUCAAAUUGAUUUCAGUAUUGAUUACAUAUCGAAAUAAUACUCAAAAAUGUUUAGUCUAUUACUCUAUCUGUACAGUAAAAUCUGUCUUAGUGAAUGCCUCUCUCUAGUGAGCACCUAUGUUUAGUGACCAGCUCAUCAAGACACAUUUUACAUUAACUCGUGUAUAAAAUCCCCUCCCUGUAAUGGACACCUACCUACAGUGAACACUUUUCUAUGGUUCCAUAGAUGUUCACUUCAUACAGGUUU
Molecule: messenger RNA, 1664 nt
Organism: Owenia fusiformis
Lineage: Eukaryota; Metazoa; Annelida; Polychaeta; Sabellida; Oweniidae
Source: the annotation of a GenBank genome assembly